This is a messenger RNA of Drosophila pseudoobscura, 1552 nucleotides long. RefSeq lists its product as uncharacterized. The transcript is spliced from 3 exons. Bases 39 to 845 code for a protein of 268 amino acids. Lineage: Eukaryota; Metazoa; Arthropoda; Insecta; Diptera; Drosophilidae. The record is from RefSeq and is a predicted model, not a curated record.
CAAACCGCACAGCGCGUACGUCAGCGGAAAUAGUUUAUAUGCAAACGACAAACAAUCAACAACAAGCAGCAAACGGAUUUGGGAAGCGUAACUGCGUCUUGGCCGAAGCUCGCGCUCGAACAAUGGUUGUUGCUGUUGUUGCCGUCGACGUCUUUGAAAAGAGCAGCAGCGGCAGCAGCGUUGAAUCUGCAGAAUUAGCGGCACCCAGCUGUAGCGGUACACAAGCAUCGGCCUCCAAUAACAAUAAUACUGAUAAGACCGCUCCAACGACUGUUCAGGAGGCAGAGGCCAACAACAACACGCCUGUCACCUCUAACACGAGCGACAAAAUGACCGAUGCUGGCAAGGGAAAGAGCAGCGAUUCUGUCGGCGAUUCUACCAAAGCGGUAGAGCCGGCUGAUCCCGCAUUGCCGACAGCUCCCACAAAAAGCGCCGUUAGCCAGCGCAAUGUGGACAUCAAGAUCGAGAAGAUAGCUAACACGGAGCCGGCCGGCCAGCAGCUCACCAAGAAGGUGUUAAAGCUUGAUCUGGGCGGCAAGAGUCUGGACGAGUACUCGCUUAAGUCGCCCAAGUCACCCAUAGCGGCACGUGUGCAACAUCAAACAUCAUUGACGUCAUCGGUGGACGUGGAGGACCGGAAAACGCUACGUGACGCCUUAUAUCAGGGUAUUUUCCACCGACAUCGCCGCACCAUCUUCGCCGUGGGCAGCUUCCUGCGCAUGUUGCGCAGCCGCAACUCCCAGUACAACACGAUCCGCAGCUCCUCAGAGGGCGAGGACAUCGACGAGUUUCUCAAGAGGCGCAGCUCGAAGUUGCUCAGGCUUCCGCAUAUCUUCGAUCAAUGAGUGCUUGCUUUCUUGCGUGCCGGAAAUACUAGGUAUACAGUUUUCGAUUUCCACGUAGUACUUAACUUUAAAUAUUGUUAUUAUCAUUCGAGUAGUAAAUUAAAGUUCUGUCGAAAGGCCUAGCCCAUUGUGGGCCAGAGGCUAAAUAUGCCCCAAAUUGGCAGCGCUAGAUUCCAUGGCUGGGACAACGGUGUUGGUGCAAAUGGCACUGGCAUUGGCCAUAUGCUGCCUACUGGCGUCUGAAGCUCCUGAGGAGGAGAAGAGAGUAUGUUAAUAUAUAGACUACAAAGUUCUCCAAUCACGGUGCGUUGCUUAACCAUGACACUUAAUAGUUUUAGUUUCAACGAUCGCUCUUUCUUAUGCAAAUAUUCCUAAGAAGUAAGGCUAAAUAUGUAUAUCCAUCAUUCGAUUUUGUAACAUGUUUUCUCUAGUUAUGAGCCAUUAUAUUCUAUCUGUACUAUUAUUCCGAUCAUCACUAUAGCCAAUCGCUAUACAUGCAUAUGUGGCCUUUUGAAUUUGAAUUUGGCACCAAACAUAUGUAUGUACCACAUGCACACAAAAGCGAUUGCUUGCGAACUUACAGCUUUCGACUUCCAGAUAUUCACAGAAAUCGAAAAUUGUUAAAUUCAUUUCCACAUAGUACCUAACUUUAAGAGUAACAGGUAUAGAAAAGAUUGAUUAAACACUUGAUAAUUGUCAAUCGGAAA